GUGAUCCUUUGUUUUCAAAACACUAAAACAGAACGGAACUCUGAUCUGACUUUUAAUUUUCUCACAAAAUAUUAAUUAUGUUAACUUAACUAGUACAAUCUUUCGAGAAAAUAUGAUAAGACCCGUAUCAUCUCUACAUGAUUAAACAAUAUAUGAACAUUUGUUAAAUUCAUUUCAAAAAUGGAUUUCAAACCAUCUUAUUGCCCUAAUUAUUUUUCUAUAGAUGAUAUUUUAGCCACACAGGAAAGAGUUCCUUGUAAAUUCUCAACUAAUGUCCCAAAACUCGGUAAUUUGAACCCAUCGUCUGAAGAAAAGGAUUUGAAGGCUGGUACAGCUUUAGAACUACCUUUAUGGUUUGUACAGGAUAUCUCCGGUGGAAGACAGUCUGUAGUUAUUCCAGAUUUACCUAAAUGUUAUAAAGAAGGAUAUCGUCAAAUAUUGAAAGCUGAUGCUAAUGCCGUGGAUUUACAUAAAUUCAAUUUAUAUUUUUAUGAACUAGGAGCCUAUGUUAAGAGUUUUGAUAGAAGGAAAGAUGUUUCAGAUACUCUUUUGAAUACUUUCACAGCUAGAUUCAGACAGUUGAUGGAUUUAGCUGAAAAUACAGAGCAUAAUCCAGUUGCAUUCCAAAGAUUAGAUACCUUAGAGAGGAGAUUAUUCAAAGAUGCCUGUGAAGCCAAAACCAAAUUGAAUGCUUGGCUGGAACAUUCAGUAACCCCAAUAGAAACUGCUGCUAUGGUAUCAAAUCAUAAAAAGAGAAAAAGGGUUAACAUUGAAGAUAUAUUGUGAUUUUUUUCAUUCAAAAUAAUAACUUAUUUCACAGUU
Molecule: messenger RNA, 822 nt
Organism: Harmonia axyridis
Lineage: Eukaryota; Metazoa; Arthropoda; Insecta; Coleoptera; Coccinellidae
Gene: Psf3
Product: DNA replication complex GINS protein PSF3
Exons: 3
Coding region: 181-786 (201 amino acids)
Biological process (GO): mitotic DNA replication initiation
Cellular component (GO): GINS complex
Source: RefSeq, a predicted model, not a curated record